AUGCAGACCGGUUUUGCUAGAUUUAUAGGUUGUCUGGAUUCAUAUCUAGAUUUACUUGAUGGUUUUACAAUUAUUGGUGAAACCCAAAUAAACAUAUAUGGAUCAGUAACACUGGAAAAUGGUACCAUAAUACGUGCCACAAACAGGUAUCAUAAUAAAGUAUGGUUUAGCGAUAUAGCUAUUUCAAUGGAUUCUGAAGAAUCAAAUGAUUAUAUAUUAAACAAAGGACUUUGUUAUGGACAGGCCUUAUUGUUAGCAGAAGUAUUAACAGAUCCACCGCUAAAUCUCGCAUUAAUUCAAUGGUACGAUUUUAAAUCUAAAAGGAACCCAUAUUUAUAUGGAUGUCCUCACUUAAAAUUGAUAGAAUUAUAUAACUUUGUAGCUAUAGAGUCUAUACAUGGUGUCGUUCACAUAGUACCCCGAUUUGAUAAACAAAAUGAAUAUUUCGUAAAUAAAUAUAUUUUUUAG
Rhizophagus irregularis DAOM 181602=DAOM 197198 is the source of this 468-nucleotide messenger RNA. RefSeq lists its product as uncharacterized. NCBI's taxonomy places the organism in Eukaryota, Fungi, Glomeromycota, Glomeromycetes, Glomerales, Glomeraceae. The record is from RefSeq and is a predicted model, not a curated record.